Molecule: messenger RNA, 396 nt
Organism: Leishmania mexicana MHOM/GT/2001/U1103
Lineage: Eukaryota; Euglenozoa; Kinetoplastea; Trypanosomatida; Trypanosomatidae
Exons: 1
Coding region: 1-396 (131 amino acids)
Biological process (GO): mRNA splicing, via spliceosome
Cellular component (GO): U4/U6 x U5 tri-snRNP complex; U6 snRNP; precatalytic spliceosome
Molecular function (GO): RNA binding
Source: RefSeq, a predicted model, not a curated record
AUGCUCUCCCAGUACCUGCGCAAGCGCGUCUCCGUGGUGACGGUAGAUGGCCGUAAUCUCGUCGGCGUACUCCACGCAGCCGAUCAGCUGCUGAACAUCGUACUCACGUCCUGCGUCGAGCGCACUGGCGCACCGUACGACUUCGACGAUGACGCGUCCGAAGAGGACAACGGUGGCGUGGUCGAUGAAGAUGUCUCCACGGCUGUCCGCAGCGGUGGCACUGCACGCAAUGCACUGCCGCCCCUGGAAGAAGUACAACUGGGCGUGAUGAUGCUGCGCGGUGCCGACGUGGUCUCCAUAGCUGCCAUCGACGUGUACGAGGAGGCUGGCACAAACGUGAAGGAUUGGCGAGGACGGGAUAUGCCGCCUGCCACGACUGUAGCGAGGUCGUGGUGA